AUGCAAGAAAUUCACCCUAAGCCAAAUCAUUCACCACUGCUUCAACUUCAUCUUCUCCAACUAGUUACCAAGAGAACCUCCAACUAUCAAGAAACUAGUAAAUCGACUCAUCAGCAGAAUUACAAAAUAUCACCGCAAGCAGUUCUUCAGAUUCAAAAAGUGAAUAUGGCCAAUGUAGUGGAGUUGAAGGUAGGCUUACACUGUGACGAAUGCAUCAAGAAAAUCUUGAAGACAAUCAAGAAGAUUGAAGAUAUUGAAACAUAUGAUAUUGACACAAAAUUAAACAAGGUGACUGUAACUGGCAACGUGACAACUGAAGAGGUCAUCAGGGUUCUUAACAAGAUUGGGAAACAACCAAGUGUAUGGGAUGAAGACUCAGCAAAUCAUAUUCCAAACUAG
Fraxinus pennsylvanica is the source of this 399-nucleotide messenger RNA. The record is from the annotation of a GenBank genome assembly. NCBI's taxonomy places the organism in Eukaryota, Viridiplantae, Streptophyta, Magnoliopsida, Lamiales, Oleaceae.